Messenger RNA from Zingiber officinale, 2163 nucleotides. RefSeq lists its product as uncharacterized. The record is from RefSeq and is a predicted model, not a curated record. Bases 135 to 1778 code for a protein of 547 amino acids. The transcript has 4 exons. Lineage: Eukaryota; Viridiplantae; Streptophyta; Magnoliopsida; Zingiberales; Zingiberaceae.
CGUCAUAACAGACAAGGGAAGGAAACGGAAAGAGAAGAGGCGAACGGAAACCCGCAGCAGUCAUUUCCGCCAUCGCUUCCUCCUCUCCCUUUUGCUAACUUUCCGCCGCCUCUCUCAACUGCCAAUCGCCUCCUAUGUCCGACGAGGCCCAGAGAAUGGCGGCGCUUAAGAGCGCUUACGCGGACAUUAUCUUGAAUACAACGAAGGAGUCAGCGACUCGAAUUCUGGCCUCGGAGCGGAGGGCACACCAGCUGCAGCAGAACCUGUCGGUAGUCAAGGAAGAGUCGUUGGCGAUGCUUCUCCGUUUGAAAGCGAUCAUGGAGGCAAAGAUCACUGAAUCAGAAAAGGAAAAUUUGUCCCAGUCAAGAAAGAUUGAAGAACUUGAAGUUCAACUCAGAGAAGCAAAUGUCAUGAUACAUCAUCUUAAAUCUGAAAUAAUGAGACUGAAUUCUGAAUUGGGCAAUAAGAGGGAUACUGAAGCCAAAUUUUUAGAUGGGAAUAAACCUCGUAGCAACAUAAGUUGCAUGAAAUAUAAUAUUCAGGAGGACAUAGACAAGUCUGAUUCAUACCCGCACUUUCCCAAUGAGCAUGAAAUUAUAAAGAAUUCUAGCCGCUGCUUCACCAAAGAUGUGAUGAGACAUGAACCCAUGAGAAAUUUGGCCAGGUCAAAUCAUUUUGGUGGUAAUCUGGACUUGGCAUCCAUGACACCAAACAACAAAAAGCCAGAGUUUUAUCAAAAUGGUUGCAUUCAUAGGGCACAAGCAUUUAAGCAAGUCCAUGAUCAGAAAUCAAAUCCCACAACCACAUGUGUGAAUAAGAAGGCUGAAAGGGCCUUUCCUCAGAAGUUUGGUACCACCAUAAAAAGGAUAAGAAGAAGACAUAGGAGACGACGAAAAUUCAUUGCAUGGCCCAGAAAUUCUGAUACCCUACAUGACAUGCAUCAUUGCGGAUUAUUAGAGUCUAGUUAUUCCAGGGUUAGAGAAAGUGAUAUUGAUGAAGAUAGGAACAGGAAUGGCAGUAUGGCUUCUCCAAAGUGCUCAGCUCAAGUGUCUGGAGAGAACCAGGAAUCAAUACAAAAUCAGAAGUCUAAUUUGAACACGCCUUUAGGGGAGAAUAACUUGGGGCUUUUGGAUGGUAAUGGAGUAAUGAAAAGUGGAACCAUUCUAAAGGCAUGCAACUCUACUCCUGAGAAUCAUAUUGCUAGAAGCUAUACUUCGAGCAGAAUCACUUGCCAAGAAAAUGGUCGUAAGGAACCACUCAUAAUGAGUACAAGUGUGGUGAUUGAUGAUGAUGGUAAAACUGGCAUAACAACAGAACUAGAAAUGUCAGAGAAAUCAUAUUGUAAAGUAGCAGAGGAUCUUGGUACUCCUGUGACAAAAGAAAUUAAAAAAACAACUAAUGCACCACUGGAUGAUCAUAAAGAUGAACCUUGCAUAUUAACUGAACCAGAUGCAGUAGUUGGAGGUGCCAAAUUACUCAAAUACACUUUUCAGAGGAAGCGGAAGAGGGGAUCCAUGGAUACUAAAGCUGAAUUCAAAUCUAUGGAGGAGCAUGUGCCUAAGAAAAAGACAAACAAAGGUAAUGAAGAGAACAUGUCUCCGAGAAAUGUGGUUAAAGAUAAUGAGGAAAAUGUUUCUACAAGAAUGAUGGAAAAUGAUGAUAAUGUUUUGGUGGAGAACCAGAAAUCUAGCAUGGUCGUUGAAUCAUCGAGAGACAGCAGGAGGAUGGCACAGGUUGCUCGGCAGCUCAUUUCCUUGUCUGAGAGGAGACGGUGGUAGAGCUACUGUUAUAUCCAAAAUGAAGUUCAUUUUUUGAAGACCGAGUUCAGGUAUUUAUCCUCCAAGCAUGCAUUUUUGCUGCAAGAUAAACAAAGAACACAAGUAGCACAACUGAAUGAGCAAAACGAUGAGGCAAAAACAAUGCUAUACAUUCAAGUGCAACAUUUGCAUUUCUUUUCCCCUCCUGUUGGCUAUUUAUAAUUUUAGUGAUCUCGACUGGUUCUACUUGGCCAAGCCCCUCACCAUAUGAAGACAGUUUAGUAUCUUCCUUUCCUUUCUUUUCUGUUUUAGUUUCUAACUCAUGCUCAAACUUUGGCUGUCAAAGCUCUACAAAAAUGAAAUGCAAUUAGCAGAUCUCUACUGAACUGAGGCACUUUUGUUUUAA